This is a messenger RNA of Astyanax mexicanus (Mexican tetra), 6765 nucleotides long. It is a transcript of the gene adra2a, whose product is annotated as adrenoceptor alpha 2A. The coding region runs from base 2657 to 3847 and encodes 396 amino acids. The record is from RefSeq and is a predicted model, not a curated record. Gene Ontology annotation, biological process: adenylate cyclase-activating adrenergic receptor signaling pathway. NCBI's taxonomy places the organism in Eukaryota, Metazoa, Chordata, Actinopteri, Characiformes, Acestrorhamphidae. Gene Ontology annotation, molecular function: adrenergic receptor activity. The transcript is spliced from 2 exons. Gene Ontology annotation, cellular component: membrane.
GGUUUAAUAUUGUUUCCAGUGUAAACAGAGCGAGUGUUUGAUGUUCAGGGCAGAGUUUGCUGUAGAGGCUUUUAUAUUUCAUUAAUUCAAUUUGUUUCCUACAGCAGCCUCCCCCAGGAUCAUGCAGGCUGCCACAGAUUUCUACAGGAUCCUACAGGUUACUACAGAAUCCUACAGGUUCAUGCAGGCUGCCACAGGUUUCUACAGGUUACUACAGGAUCAUGCAGGCUGCCACAUAUUCUUACAGGUUACUACAGGAUCCUACAGGUUCAUGCAGGCUGCCACAGGUUUCUACAGGUUCUUACAGGAUCCUACAGGCUCUUACAGUCUCCUACAAGUUUUCACAGAAAUCUAAAGGUUCCUACAGUCGUUACCAGGUUCCAGCAGGUUUUUCACAAGCUCUAAAAGGUUCCCACAGGUUCCUAAAGGUUUUAUCAGGCUUUCACAUUUUCCUACAGGCUCCACCAGGUCCACAUAAUCUUUACCAGGCUCCCACAUGUUCUUACAGUCUCUAUCAGACUCCCACAGAUUCCUACAAGCUUACAAGCGUUCCUAAAGGAUCCUACAGGUUCUGACAGGCUCUACCAGUUUCCUACAGGCUUUAACAGGUUCCUACAGGCUCUACCAGGUUACUACAGGCUUCCACAGGUUCCUAAAGGAUCCGACAGAUUUCUACAGGUUCUGAAAGGCUCCUACAAGUUUCCAAAGAAACUACAGGUUUCUGCAGGCUGCCACAGGCUUGAGCAGGCUCCCACAGGUCCCUACAAGUUCCCACAUGUUUCUACAUGCUGAAUUAAACUCCUGCAGUUUCCUACAUGCUAUAACAGGCUCCUCCAGGUUAGAUAUGCAAGAAGUAUAGAGGGAGAGAGGAGAGACUAAGGAGAAGUUUUGGGGGAGUAGCAUCAGAAACAAAGGAGAAAAGUUUGAAGACUUAAAGAAAAACAAUGGUUAUGAAGAGGAGAGAAAUUAAUAAAGAGGAAGCAGUAGGAGGUAGAGAGGAGGAGAAUUAAAGAGUAGGAGUUGUUAAAGAGGAGCAGGUAUAGGCCAUAGGACAAUAGUGAGAGAUGAGGAGGAGGUGAAAGAGGAGAGUAAAAGAGCAACAGUAUGAAGUGAAAAGGAGGAGAAAUAAAGGAGUAGUAGUAGAAGGAGGAGAUUUAAUGAAGAGGUUCAACAAUAGAAAACAACCAACAGGAGAAGAAGAGUUAACGGAGCAGCAAUAGGAGGAGGAUCAAUAGCAGAGAAGAGUUGAGGAGCAACAUUGGGAAGCAAAGAGGAGGAGAAUUAAUUAGGUGGAGAGUUGAGGAGUAGGUGGGGUUGAUGAGGAGGAGCAACAGAACAAUAACAAGGAAAGUGAGAAAUGAGGGGAAUUGAUGUUGAUGGAGUGUAUGAUGAGGAGAGUUGAAGAAGAGCAACAGUAAAAAGCGAAGAGGAGCAAUAGGAGAAGGGAAGUAGAUGAUGAAGAGCAGUAAUCAGUAGCAGAGAUGCACGUAAAAUGAGGAGAAGAGAUUAUUUGUAGGAGGAGGAGAGUUGAGAAGCAAAAUUGGGAUGCAAAGGGGAGGAGAAUUAAUGAAGUGGAAAGUUGAGAAGGUGGGGUUGAUGAUAAGGAGCAACAGGUGGAGGAGAUUUGUUAAGGAGAAACUGAUGAUGAGGAGCAGUGAAAGUUUUCAUGAAAGAGGAAAGGAAAGCCAAAGAGGAGCAAAAUAUUAGGAGGUAAAGAGAAAGACAGUUUAUGAGGAGGAGCAACAAUAGUAGAAUGAGGAGGAGGAGAAGAGUUGAAGAGCAACAAUGGGAAGCAAAGAGGAGGAGAAUUAAUGAAGUGGAGAGUUGAGGAGUAGGUUGUGUUGAUAAGGAGCAGCAACAGGUGGAGGAUCAAUAGCAGGAGGAGAUUUGUUAGGGAGGAACCAAAGAGGAAGGGAAAGCCAAAGAGGAGCAAAAUAUUAGAAGGUAAAGAGAAAAACAGUUUAUGAGGAGGAGCAGCAGAAAGUUGACGAGGAAAAGAAACAAUAGGAUGAGGAGAGAUAAAGCGAGGGUGUAGCAACAGCAGGAUGAGGAGAAGAGAGUAGGAGGAGGAGGAGCUGAUGAUGAUGAUGAUGAUGAUGAAGGAGUGUAGUGCUCUGAAACCCUCAUGUAUUUUUCUUGGUUCCCACGCGCUCCUGCUCCAGGCUGGUGUGGCGGAGGGAGUGGUCGACACACAGAGAGAAGAGGAAGUGCAUUACGCACACACCGACUUUCUCUCUCUCUCUCUCUCUGUUUCUCUCACUCUCACACACAGGCGCACUGUUGCACACACAGCAGGCUAAUGUGAUUAAACAGACCCAGACGCGGCGCGAGCGGCUCUGAAGGCGACUGAGCGUAAAGUGAGAGCUGCAGCCGGGUUCUCGUUUACAGCUCUGAGUGAUUUUACUGUUUGUUUGUUUUUUUUUUUCUUAUUUUCUACUCUGGAUCAUCAAUCAAGUUCUGCUGGAUUGAUUUGAGCUGGGUCAAGCAAUAUCCCAAAGUAUUAUGCGGUCUCUCCAGUGCUCAGAGUCCUGUAACGGCGUGGAGGGAACACUCUCCAGCAUGAACUGAACACCCACCUGUUUUUAUAUUGUGCUUUAUUUUGUGGACUCGACACCACCUGUGAUCCAAACCAAGACUGAUGUAAAAGCUCUCAGCUAUGGGGUGUGAAAAUAUGACCAUUGCAAUGGAGGGCGGAGGGGCGUCACCCUUGAUGCAGGCGUCACUGGUGGUGCUUGUAGUCCUGCUCUUCCUCCUGACUGUUUCUGGUAACCUGCUGGCGGUGAUCGCCGUGUUCACCAGCCGGGCGCUGAAGGCUCCGCAGAACCUGUUUCUGGUGUCUCUGGCGUCGGCCGACAUCUUGGUGGCGACACUGGUCAUGCCGUUCUCCCUGGCCAACGAGUUGAUGGGCUACUGGUAUUUCGGUCCGGUGUGGUGUAAGAUCUACUUGGCCCUGGAUGUACUAUUCUGCACGGCCUCAAUCGCCCACCUGUGCGCCAUCAGUCUGGACCGCUACUGGUCCAUCACUCGAGCUGUAGAGUACAACCUGAAGCGAACGCCACGCCGCAUCAAGUGUGUAAUCCUGGUGGUGUGGGUCAUUGCUGCCGUCAUCUCCUUCCCACCUCUUACCAUCAUGAAGGAGGACGAGCCAAUAAAUGAUCCCCCUUCCUGCCAGAUCAACAAAGACAAGUGGUACAUCAUCUCCUCCUGCAUUGGCUCCUUCUUCCUUCCCUGUAUCAUCAUGGUGCUCGUCUACAUCCGCAUCUACCAGAUCGCCAAGAGCAGGACCAGGACUCCGCCAGGCGACCGCAGGAAGAGGGAUGACGAGAAGAAAGAAAAUGGCCACUGCCACGAAAGGCUCAACGGUGAUGCUGCAAACGGCAACGACAAGGAUGACAAAGGUGAUGUCAAUGCUGUUGACAUGGAGGAGUCUUCAUCAUCUGAUCACAAGGUGACCAAUCCCUGUGCCAGCAAGAAGAAACGAGCUAAAGGAAAAACCAAGCUGAGCCAGAUAAAGCCUGGCGAUGAUAUAAACAAGCGGGAAAACGCAAAUCGAGGCACCAAGUCCAGCCGCUGGAAGGGCCGCCAGAACCGCGAGAAGCGCUUCACCUUCGUCCUGGCCGUGGUCAUCGGCGUCUUCAUGAUCUGCUGGUUUCCGUUCUUCUUCACGUACACUCUUAGGGCAUUGUGCGAGUCCUGCUGCGUGAACGAGACACUCUUUAAGUUCUUCUUCUGGUUCGGCUACUGCAACAGCUCGCUCAACCCCAUCAUCUACACCAUCUUCAACAAUGACUUUCGCAGGGCCUUCAAGAAGAUACUCUGCCGAGGAGACAGCAGGAGAGUUGCGUGAGUUUGAAGCUGUUGGACAAGAUGCUAAAAGUUUACAGUGCUGAUGGAUCAGCUGCCUUUUCUAAACAAUAGCCUUAUCUGUUUUAACGUGACUCAAAACAAGCGACCCUGUAAAGGGAGGGACCGAACUGAGCCAGAUCAAGAACGGUGAUGCCUUGAGCAAAAAGGACGACAAGAAAUAGGGUCUCGCCGUGAGCGAGGGACGCUACCGGAGGGGCUCUUCACCUCUGUCUGUUCUGACUGUGGAGCUCUGCAGCUCUUCCUGCUCUUCAGGCACUUAGUUUGGUUCAGAAUCUGCAGGAGCCUCUUAACAUUAUUUCGAGGGCCUUCAAGUAGAUUUUCUGAUGAAUGUUUUCUAGAGUGUGUUGAAGACAAUCGGGAAAAAAAGAGUCUGUAGAAAGUUGAUGUUUUGCACCAGAAAUCUGCAGGCUUUCCUAUAGGACUUUUUGAAAGAAGCCAAAUUAAUCAAGCAAGAUAAACCCUGCAGAAUGAUUGACUGUUUUACAUAGAUAUACAGUUACCUCCCCUUUCCAGUCUUCAUCUUUACCCACAGCAAGAAAGAAACAGCAGCCCUCCAUCGACUCUCAUCGACUCUGCUCUGUUUUACAGCCUGUUCUGAGCACAGCGGACUGAUAAGUGGACUGAUACAGGUCCAGGUUUACUGACACAGUGCUGUGUGAUAUACAGCCGGCUGAUUGGCUGAGGGGAUGUGUGUACAGUAAACAGUAAUAUUCGCCGCUCUGUUGAAACAUCGGCCCUCAAUUUGGCACCUGCUUUUAUAACGCACAUCAUUCAAGGAACUAAACAGAGUGAUAAGAAUAAAGCGUCCUCCAGUGCUCUGCUCUGUAAAUAUCACAAAUCACACACAACUAGUGGGAACAAGUUGCGUCAUUGUCGUAAGAGAGUUUUACGUGUUUCAUGCACUGUAUGUCCAAGUGUUUUGGGACACCUGUUCUAGUACAUGGCUUCAGCUAAUUCAUUUACGUUGCACUUAUUUCUGACAAGAUAGAUGUGAAAAUGCACACAGAUAAGAAACUUAUCUAGUGCCUGUAGAAAAGUAUUGCCAAUUGAAAAGGACCCUCUGGAACAGACAGACAGACAGACACUCACUGAGUUCACUAUCUAGAUUGUAAUAAAAUUGGACACUUUGUACUAGGAUUGCCAUCCAUCCUGUAAAAUACAGAAUGUCCUUUAUUCUGCAAAUUGAUUUGUUCUUUAUUUCCAUGAGUUUCUUUGAUUUUACCAAAUUGAAAAGCUCUGGAAUAUAAUCAAGAGGAAGAUGGAUGAUUACAAGCCAUCAAACCAAACUGAACUGCUAGAAUUUUUGCACCAGCAGUAAAGCAGCAUAAAGUUAUCCAAAAGCAGUGUGUAAGACUGGUGGAGAAGGAGAACAUGAUGUCAAGAUGCAUGAAAAAAACUGAGAUUAAAAACCAGGGUUUUUCCACCAAAUAUUGAUUUCGGAACUCUUAAAACUUUAUGAAUAUAAACUUGUUUGCUUUGUAUUAUUUGAGGUCUGAAAGCUCUGCAUCUUUUUUGUUAUUUCAGACAUUUCUCAUUUUCUGGAAAUAAAUGCUCUAAAUAAUAAUAUUUUUAUUUGGAAUUUGGGAGAAAUGUUGUCUGUAGUUUUAUAGAAUAAAACAACAAUGUUCAUUUCACUCAAACAUAAACCUAUAAAUAGCAAAAUCAGAGAAACUACAUUUUAUAGCACACUAUAAGAGUCUGCUUUUCUGUGUAUUACAGACAGAAAACAGCACUCUUACGUUUUUUAUUUCUCCAUCACUGGAGAUAAAUCAGGUCUAAAAGGGUUAAACCCUUAAUUCAAUAGAAACCAUAUAAAUCAAAAGUACACAGGUGUCCCACUACUUUUGUCCAUAUGGUAUAUGUGUUGAUGCAGUUCCUGUACUGUUGUAUAUGGAUGGUUAAUGUGUUUUUAUCAUUCCUCUCACUGUUCUGAGAGCAGUGGAGGGAAGCUUUUCUGAGAGACGCUGCUUUGAUAUGCGACUCAUCUGCACAUCCCAGAUUACCCAUGAUGAUGCUUUUAAGAAAAUGUAAAGAAUAAAGUCGAGAUGUGGAAAGAAAUGAGAUCUGCGUCCUGUACUUUCAGCACUGCCGGUGUACCAGUCUGUGUUUCUCAGGCGUAUUGGAGUGUUUAAGUGGUUCCUGGGACAGAAAUUUACAAAUGCAUCUCAAAAAAUUUGAUUAUCAUUGAAAAGUUACUUUAUUUCAAUAAUUCAGUUAGAAAAUGUGAAACUCAUACAUUAUAUAGAUGUAUUAAACACAGAGUGAUCUAUUUUUUUGUGUUUAUUUCUUUAUUGUUGAUGAUUAUGCAGCUUACAGCCAAUGAAAACCCAGCAUCUCAGAAAAUUACAAUAUUAUAUAAGAACAAUUGGUACUUUUAAUUGUCAGUGUGGGCAAUGUGCAAAGUCCUGCUGGAAAAUGAAAUCCGCAUUUCCACAAAAGUUGUUAUCAGCAGAGGGAAGCUGUAAGAUAUGAAGUGCUGUAAGAUUUAGCAGGAAAACAAAACUGCACUGACUUUAGACUUGAUAAUAAAACACAGUGGAUCAACACCAGCAGAUGACAGACACAAGGAGACACACAGUCAAAUCUUACAGCACUUCAUGCUUCCCUCUGCCGAUAACUUUUUGGAGACGCAGAUUUUAGUUUCCAGCAGGACUUGGCACACUGCCCACACUGCCAAAAGUACCAAUUGGUCUUAUAUAAUAUUCAAAUUUUCUGAUACACUGAUUUUUGGGUUUUUAUUGGCUGUAAUCCAUAAUCAUCAACAAUAAAAUAAUUUUUGAACUGAAUUACUGAAAUAAAGUAACUUUUUUUUCAAUGUUAUUCUGAUUAUGUUUUUAGCUGCACCUGUAUAUUGGGCUUUGAAAUAUUCCUCAUAUGUUGUAUAAUUUAUUAUAAAAG